Hemicordylus capensis (graceful crag lizard) is the source of this 7424-nucleotide messenger RNA. It is a transcript of the gene SUN2, whose product is annotated as Sad1 and UNC84 domain containing 2. Gene Ontology annotation, biological process: nuclear envelope organization. Bases 656 to 2845 code for a protein of 729 amino acids. The transcript is spliced from 18 exons. Lineage: Eukaryota; Metazoa; Chordata; Lepidosauria; Squamata; Cordylidae. The record is from RefSeq and is a predicted model, not a curated record. Gene Ontology annotation, cellular component: meiotic nuclear membrane microtubule tethering complex; nuclear envelope. Gene Ontology annotation, molecular function: protein-membrane adaptor activity.
CCGCCGCCGGGGCCGCUCUCCUUACGCAACCGGGCAACUGAAUCCAGAAAAGGAACUGGCGGGGGGGAGAGAGAAGUGUGCUUUUUGUUCAAACCAGCCAAUGGGCGCAGUCGGCGGGGGGGAGAUUGACAGCCGGGGUCAGGUGCGGCUCCUGCGUGUGGGCUUUGACAGACGCACGCACAAAAAGACAUCUCUCCCCCCAAAGCCAAGGCCAUAUUGUGACCGCGCGUGGUGUUGCUUUGGGGUUUGCAGCGGGCGGAGCUGGAGCUCCUCCUCCUCCGCGGCGGAUUAACUUAAUCAUUUGGGAGGAUCGCGACCUUCCACCCAGCAGAUCUCUCAUCUUGCAGGGGGGCUCCUGGGAUUGUGUUUGUUUCGCUUUUAAUUAAUUAUUGCUCGCAACCGGGACUCUUUUAAACAAAAGGGAUAAAGGACAACACACAGCUUAAGUUUGUGCGCUUGGGAAUCAAGGCUUGGAAACUGAGGGGACGAAAAGGAGAAGAAAAGAUCCGAGAAGAAAGAGGUUUAUUUCUUUGCUUGCUGCUUAUGCUUCGAGUCAUCUCUCCCUAGUGCUGCCAAAUACAUCACCCCCUGCCUCCCCAGAAGCAUCCCAGAUUUCCUAGGUAUCUUGGCAAGGGCUGGUAGCUUUCCUUCGGCCAUGUCUCGACGAAGCCAGCGCCUUGGGACUGUUCGCUAUUACCAAAGUGAGGAUGACGGCAACGGCAGCAGCAGUGGCGGGAGUUCAUUGCUGGGUAGCCAGCAGGCCCUGUUUAAAGACAGUUCUGCUAGCCGGAGCUUAAGAAGGAAGUCCAACAGCGUGAAGCGCCCAUCUCCUGCACCUAGCCUGGGUACCAGUCCCACGGGCCAUACCACCUACUAUAGUGAAUCUGUGGUCAGCGAGUCCUACCUGGGCGAUGGCAGGGGCUUUUCUGCUGAUGGAAGGGGCUUUUCUGCUGAUGGAAGGGGCUUUUCAGCUAGGAGUAGUUCUGCCUUGGAUGACCCACUGGACAGCAAUUCUUACUGGAGUGAUGAACUCUCAGUGAGAAGGAGAAGAGGCACUGGAGGUACAGAGUCCAGUAAAAUCAAUGGGCUGGCAGAAAGAAAGAUAUACGACACCUAUGCUUCUUCAUCUGGCUAUUCCUCCGAGGAUGAUUACGCAGGCCACACUUGCUUGGAUCAGAAUACUUCCAGUUCCAGGUUGAGGAAUGCCCUCUCCAAAGUUGGCUCUUUUCUGUGGCUGGUGAUUACAUCACCAGGCCGAUUCUUUGGACUGUUAUACUGGUGGCUGGGGACCGCAUGGUACCGCCUCACGACGGCAGCCUCCCUCCUAGACGUCUUCAUCUUAACAAGGAGCUACCCAGUCCUGAAGAAGCUGCUGCUGUUGCUGCUUCUCUUGCUGCUCCUGACAGCUGUUGGUUACGGUGCCUGGUAUUUUUACCCCUUUGGACUUCAUCCUGCUAUGUUUUCUUGGGGAGCUAUGAAAUCCCCUCCCUCUGUUACCAGGAAAGGGUAUGAAGCAGGUGAUUUUGCUGUACUCCCUGAGGCACAGCAGCAGGUACUGUCUCGGCUUCAGGCCCUGGAGAGACGUUUUGAGACCCUGGAGGCGACGGCUUUGGUGCUUGAGCUCCAGAAAGGAAAGGCAUCGGAAGGGGCAGCUUUGUCGCAUGAUGAUACCCUGGCGCUUCUGGAUAGGUUGGUGAGACAACGAGAUACGGCCAUGAGAGAGGAAUUCCGCAAAGAUAGAGAUCUUCACAUCCAGGGCGAGUUGGAUGUCUUCCGAUCCCGGCUACAGAAGGAGUUUGACAGUCUCUUGGAGAAAAUCUCUCAGGCUUCUCAGGAGACAGAGACCCGAAUGCUCCAAAUGACUUCGCAGUGGCAAAGCUCUACACAAGAAGGCCUGAUGGGUAACUUCCGAAAGGGGAUGGCCACACUGGAGGAACAGUUGGCAGACCUGAAGAAGGAAUUUGUGAUCUUGACCUCUGAUCAUAAUGUGUUAUCAAACCAUGUGGAGUCUCUUCCGGGACAGAUCAAGGGAGUCCGGAAGGAUGUGGAGGCCCAGUUUCCCAUAUGGCUGAGCCAAUUCCUGUCCCGCCCUCGGGAGGAUGGAGUGGGCAGUCUUUUCCUCCAGCAUGAGGAACUAGAGGAACAGCUCCAGAGGCUAGAGCGCAAGAUCCUUGCCAAGAUCUCGGAAGACCAGCGGUUGUCUGCGCGGGACGUUGGGAUAACACUGCAAAGGGAAGGAGUCAUAGGAGUAACGGAAGAGCAAGUGCACCGCAUUGUGGACCAGGCCCUGAAGCGCUAUAGUGAGGAUCGCAUCGGAAUGGUUGACUAUGCCCUCGAAUCUGGAGGGGCCAGCGUUAUCAGCACGCGGUGCUCAGAAACCUACGAGACGAAGACGGCUCUGCUGAGUGUCUUUGGGAUCCCCUUGUGGUACCACUCACAGUCUCCACGGGUCAUCCUGCAGCCAGAUGUACAUCCUGGGAACUGUUGGGCAUUCCAGGGCUCUGAAGGUUUUGCUGUUGUCCGCCUUUCAAGCAACAUCCAUCCCACUGCUGUGACGCUAGAACACAUCUCUAAAUCCCUCUCGCCCAAAGGGACCAUUCCCAGUGCCCCCAAGGACUUUCAAGUCUUUGGUUUAACUGAAGAAGGGCAGCAAGAGGGCAUCCUCCUUGGGCAAUUUACAUAUGAACAGGAUGGAGAUCCCAUCCAAACGUUCCACUUGCAGCUUCAGGAUGAAGACAAGAGUGCAGCCUUCCAACUGGUUGAACUCAGAGUUCUCAGCAACUGGGGCCACCCGGAGUACACCUGUAUCUAUCGCUUCCGUGUGCACGGGGAACCCGUCUCCUAACCCUUCCCGGUGCCACAGUCUUGCUAGCUGACUACCUCAAGUUCUGCGCCUCGGAGAGACACAAGCAGAGAGAAGGCAGUGCCAGAAAGGCAAGCCCCUUGGCUUGGACAACACACUUUGGCUACGUUGCUCAUAGAUGGGGAGUGCGAGGACUCAACAGUCACCCGGGCCAGUCUGCUCGCUCCUGAAAACCCUUUCCGUGUGCAGAGAGGGAAAGAGGGCUUCUCGGUUUGGUGUUUUAUACUCCGCCGCUUCUUAAAAGUUGGUUGUUGUUUUUUAAAGCUAUGUACUUCAUAUUUCCCUCCCCUGACACCCUCCCCCUCGCCCCCCCAAAAUGGUUUCUAAGCGUUCCUUUAGAGCACUGUGUUAUAUUCUAGUGGUGUAUAUGUAACUAUCAGAACUUUAUGGGAGGGUUGGGUUAAUAUAUUUAUGAAAUCUGCUUUACAUGAGGACUGUAGGUGGCUUUUGUGCUGUUGCUCUCCCUUUCUUCGGUUUUGGAGAGUUUGCUGGAUCGCCCCCCCCGCCCCCCCGGCAAAUCUAUAAGCUGGCUUGGAGUUGACUGUAGCAGGGGCCCAAAGUGCUGUAUAGUAGGAACAAGCAUCUUGGAGUGGGAGAGAGACAUUUUAUUUACAGGAGUCAUGGAAGUAUUUGAAAACUGAAGGCUGCUGGCCUGAGGGAUGGGAAGGAGAAUUUUACCCCCACUAAGGAUGGAGAAUGGAAAAGUGAACUUGUCAUUGUGUGGCCUGCUGUCCAAACUCAUUUCCAUUCUGCUGUACUCAAUUUUCUUUGCUUGGGUUUAAAAGACUCAUGGGCCUAACACUGACAUGGAAAUGAUUAUGUCUAAUUUUAUUUAUUUAAUUUAUACACUGCCUUUCCUAAAGCGGCUAAGGAUAGUUUACAUUAAAAUCAAACACAUAUAAUACAAAACCAGAUUAAAAACUAGAUAUUAAAAGCCAUACUCCAAGGAAAAUCAUCCCCUCAUGUCCACGGGGGGGUGGGGGAGCAUGUUCCAGAGGGGUGAGGGCUCAUCAUUAAAACUGUAUGGUGAGGGAAAGCUACUCUGUAUCAUCUCAGAGGCACUCAUGUGCCUCAUUCUACAGCUGAGUCCUGAAAUUUAAAAGCGGGGUAGGGGUUCUAGGUCUAAACCUGGCUGAGCCUUGGCUCAAAUUAAACUCUGCCUUUUUAUUCUUCCACCCUUGCUCUUGAACUACACAUUUUAACUCAUAAGCUGCUGCAAUACAAAUGGCUUCAGAUGCUCAAAGAAGGUUGGAUACUGAUUUGGCUUGUAUAUGACAUAUCUGUUUUCUAAGACAUUUGGCUAGGAAGUAGUUGAGGGCAGAACCAUUAACCAUUUCCACUAGCCGAAUAAAGCGUGGGCAGGCUGGUUCAGCCCUUGGGACCCUUGCUUUAGAUGGACACAGGGUCCAUACCGAUAACCACUGAUAACGUGCCAUGGUGCAGAUGGACUAGUUUGAUAAGUUCUCCAUCAGUACUAGCCUGCCAUGUGGCAAGAACUUUUCCAUACUUGUGUACCUGAUCCACACAUGCAGCAGAACGAGGUGGGAAUCAGGCUGAGAUAAGAGACUUGGCAUCUACCACUUCAGGAGACAGGUGUGGGAAUUGUAGUUUUGCAUGUUCCCCUGAACCGGAAUAAGCUUCUCCUUGCAAGUAGGAAAAUAAAGCAGGAUGGGCUAGAAUGCUUUCUGUGCUUGUUUUUAAAUGGGUAAUGGUGUCUGAAGUGGUGCAGCCUACUCUACAGCCUCACUCUGUUGUAGGUUUAGACUGGUCUCACCUAGACAUAUAGGAAAAUCUGUGCUCAAAGUCUCACUACAACAGAUGAUCAGUUUUCCAACAUUUUACACUGUUACCUUUUUAUAAAUGAUCCCCAGUAUCCACCCAGUGCAAAAGCUCGGUUGAGCCAGGGCUACCUCAUAAAAUAGUGCCUUUGUUUAAGGCAGUGGCCCUUAACUUGGACCUCUAGAUGUUGCUGAACCAUCAGCCCCACCUAUGAUUUAUUGUGGUUGGGGAUGAUGGGAGUUGUAGUUCAGCAACAUCUGGAGGCCUCUAGGUUGGGAAACACUGGUCACAUAUCAUUGAGCUGGCUAUGGUUCUUGUCCCUUUUGACAGGCAUACCUGAAUUGAGUUCAAGAGCAACCAGUUUUCCCUGCUUCUAGAGGCUGGCCUUUGUGGUAGUCCUGAAGCCAUUUCCACCCCACUCCGUCUUUAAAAUAGACACAGGCACACAAUAGAUUGCCCUUUUUUUAAAAAAAGGUGCUUUAAAUGUUUCAUUUUGUUAAACAGAUAAAGAUGCAGGGCACCAGCAAAAAGGUUAAGAACUCAGAAGCUUGCCCAGUGGAGUGGAGGGAAAAGUCAAAGCCAAAGGAGGAACAGCUCUCCCCACUGCCCUGCCUCAGGCAGAUAAACCUGCAUCUGCUCUUGGAGGGUAGGAGCAGUGUCUUCUCCCUCUUACUUCUCAGCAGUGUUUCCAGACCCAGUGACACUCGUCUGCCACUCCAAGCACAAGGGACUGCUACACAUUCUAAGGACACUGUGAUGGAUAUGUUGUUAGUUGCAUGUACUAUCCGUGGGGUGGGGCGGGGCAGGUAGCUACAACUGACUACAAGAGACCACACACAGCCCUCAAAAGUGACAGUAUAUCUAUCAAAUCGGAAAGUGACAGUAUUAUGUGGACCACACCACUUCAGUGUUAGGGCAUGAGGUUUAAGAACUCUGGCAACAUAAUGCAGUAGCAAAAUGCCUGGGAAGCGCUUAGUUAGUGGGGAAACCUAUCCCAUGUAAGCCCCAUCCAACAGAGUUUAGCAGGAAUAGCUAUAGGCUCGGUUAAUAUUAAUAGGUUCUGUAAACUGAAGUAUGAUGUACAGCUAGAGAUACAGCCAAGUGCUUCUGUAGCUGGGGAGGGGGGAGUGCAAGUGCAUGCUGGGCCACCACAACUUUAUUUCCCUCCAUGUUUUCACAGCUGAUGGUUGUCAUUUUAAAGUGGUGGAGAACUAGGCAGAACCCAGGCGAGGGAAUGAGUAGCUAGUAACUUGUUCCUGUAUUCUUGUCAAGAUUUCAGGGUCACAGCAGAUUAUCUGCUUGAUUGAAGGCAGCCUGUUUCCCCAUGAUGCUAUGUUCUCUAGCCUACAGCAAAUUCCUUGCUGAGCAUUUUCACAACUUUACAUUCAACAGACGGGCAGUUCCAACAUUACUUUUCUGUAUGAUGAAAGCAGAUCAUCUGACAUGCAAAAGUAGCACAGUUGCAGUUCUCAAAUAGUGUCAGGCUUGCAUUUGCUUCUAAGCGCACUUCCCCUCUGAGAACAGGGAACCGGCUCACAGCUUGCCCCAUUGCUCUUCUGAGCAACUCUAGGCAGGCCCAAGGCCUGUAUUGGCCCACACUUUGCUAUAGAGCAGGUACUGCUUGUGCAGACGUUUUGCACGGUGGUUAUGCGCUGAUGUCUGUUUUUAGAUAUGAGGGUGGGAGAGGGCGUUUUGAAAUACAUGGAUGUAUGUUGAAGAAAAAGCUAAGCUUUCGAUACACAGCUUACACUCAUUUGUAUUCUUCAAGAGGUGGAGGAAUGGUAAACACUGAUCUUUAACUUCAUGUAUACUUAAAAAGGAGACACAAAUGGCUGAUUGUGCUUGGAGGAAAGCUGAGAAGCCUGUAAGGGUGCAUAUACGAGACUAUGUUUUUAGAAUUAAAGGUUAAUGAACCUGCUGUGACUACCCAAUCAUAAUCCCAUAACUAUUUACUUAAAACAGAAAUAUUUGCUCCAUCACAUACACUGAAAGGAGUCAGUUUAACCUCAUCUUAACCAGUCUGAGUAAAUGCAAAAGGGCAAAUCAGGUAUAACCAAUCAGUAUUCCGUGAUCUUAAAUAUAAGAACAGCUCUGCUGGAUCAGGCCAAAGGCCCAUCUAGUCCAGCAUCCUGUUUCACACAGUGGCCCACCAGAUGCCGCUGGAAGCCUACAGGCAGGAGUUGAGGGCAUGCCCUCCCUCUUGCUGUUAUUCCUCUGCAACUGCAACUCCCCUGCAAAUAUGGAUUGGAGGAUCAUGAUAAUUUUCUAGACAGUAUUCCUACUUGUAGCCCUUUUGGGAACCUUUUAAGAUGUUGCUUCUUCUAAGCAAUAGAAGAGGUGAUUCAUAUACCCAUUGGCUUAACAGCAACCAUGCAAAUUUCUCGCCUGCGUCAGCAACCUGGCUGCAGCAGCUGCCAUUCACAGGCUAAGUUGUUUGGACAUGACCAGUCAUACAGACUGUCAGCUCAAAAGUAACACCACUUACCACCUGCAAAAGCAACACACAUCAUCUUGAAUGCUUAUAUACAUAGGUGAGCUUUACAGGGUAGUAACAACAACUAUAAAGCACCUUCCAAAGCACGGCUUCUCUUUUUUAUUCCUUAUGGCCUCAUUUUGUGCUUCUCCUAUGAAAGCAGUUAUCUCCAAUGCAAGAGACCGAUUUGUAUCUAACUCUGUAGCCUAUUGCAAAUGCUGCACUGUUUUGUUCAUUGUUUUAUAUCUACAGAUUGUAAUCUAUGCCUAUGCAAAAGAAACCCAAGAUAAUAAAAUUUCAAAAAAGUCA